Molecule: messenger RNA, 1197 nt
Organism: Cyphomyrmex costatus
Lineage: Eukaryota; Metazoa; Arthropoda; Insecta; Hymenoptera; Formicidae
Exons: 6
Coding region: 1-1197 (398 amino acids)
Source: RefSeq, a predicted model, not a curated record
AUGUCACAAAUAAUUCACACAUAUGAUAAAAAUAAAAAUAAACGUGUUACUAUAGCCAAUGUAUUUUCAAGUACACCAACUAAAUCUAUAAUAAAGCAUGGCAAUAUAUCUUUAUCUGAGAUUGAUACAGGUUCUUCUUCAAGUGGAGGUAAAAUUACAAGAAAUGUACGGUUUCAGCUAAGAGAUUUGGCAAACAAGCACGAAAGACACUUGAAGAAAAAAAAGAGAUCAGACAUAAAACGGAUAGUGAAAAACUCUGACAGCAAAUGUGAAGCUAAACGAACAGAAUUAAUCAACCAAUCUUUAAAUGAGGAGCGAAAGAAAAAUUUAAAGAACAAAAAAGAGUCCGUCAAAAAGAAGCUAAUUGUAACUCAAACAAAAGACAAGGAUAGUGAAUGGGAAACCGAAUCGGAAAAAUCAGUUAAUGAAUUAUCAAUUCGUUCUUUAUCCACCUCAAAGGACGACGAGCGCAUGAAACUAUUUGAAGAUCCGUGUACACCGGAAAAAAUUCGAGAUACACCGAAAACAUAUGAAGAAAUUCUGUUGGAAUCACCGAUUAUAGGAUCCUUUAGAAGAAGAUCAUGUUUAGUUUCAAAAAAGAAUGACAUCAUACUGCAAAAUGAACUAUUUCCGAUGAAUUGGUUACCAUCGAAAAUACGAAAUCUAGAUGAGACAAUUGAAGAUGAAACACUAUUCGAUUAUGAAGGCAAUAAAAAGGCACACGUGUCGUUACAGAAACCAGAAAUAAAAUCUAAACAAACAUCUAAAAAUGUUAGCUUUUCUGAUUUACAAUCUCCGACGAUAACAUUUCGUCGGGAUUGGCCUAUCAAAACAUAUUCUAGAAAAACUACUCCGCAUUUAACAUUAUCUUUCGAGCUGUCACCAAUCAAACUUAUGAGUUUUAGACCAAGACUUCCUAAGAAGACAAAAAAUACUCCAAUUCUUCCAGUAAUGGACAGCUCUUCUCAAGAAGAAUUUAAAAAUGACAAACUCAAGACAAAGACUAGCAAAAGGAAUAUGAGAAACCAGAAGAAGAAAAUUAAAAAACCCCACCAAAAAACAAAAACUAAUAGAGCCGUCCAAUCUACAUUAAAACAAAAAUAUGAUAUAUAUGAUAUAUAUGAUGAAAUAGACACUGAGUUUGAAAAUGGUGGUCAAGAUGUAUAUUCUAAGGAAACUAAACAAUUAGAUCAUUAG